AUGCCGCCGCAAGUGAUAUGCUGCGGUCUCAGCUGCGUGGACAUGCAACUUCACGAGUGCGACGUGCCGCAGACGCUUGAAUCCAUCGUGCGCUUUGGCAAAACCACGUUUGCAGCGGGUGGCUCCGCGCCCCAAACAGCGCGCGCCCUCGCCGCCCUAUCUGUCCAAACAAGCGCCCUGACCGUAAUCGGCACAGACCCCCACGGCGACACACUUCGCAAUUUGCUCAUCUCCAGCGGCGUCGAUGUGUCUACGCUUAUCCGCGACGCCAGUAGCGGCACCGCUCUCGCGGUCCUUCCGCUCUUCUCCGAUGGCACACGCGGCUGCUUUGUCACCCUCGGGGCAAACGUUUCCGCUACAGUCGAUUCUCUGCUGUCUCGUUCCGUUGUUGCUGAGGCUUUUACGUCCAAGUUGCGCGUUUUUCACUUCGGAUAUCCUCAUUUAAUGCCGAAUUUGAGAGGCACCAAUUUGCGAAGGCUUUUCGAGCAUGUUAGGGAAGUUGCACCGAACGCUCUUUUGACUCUGGAUGUCAACGGCGCGGAUGAACAGGAGACGCCUGAGAACCCCAUCUUGCUCCCAGCCUUGGAGCUGGUCGCAGCAGUGCAUGCAAACCUAGAGGAAGCGUGCACAAUAUCCGGGCUCGCGUCCCCCACAACAGCAGCAAGCCUGUCCGCCAAGGACAUCGAGCCCAUUGUUAGGUGGUUUACAAACCAUGGUGCCGAGAUAGCAUGCAUUACGUGCGGAAAGGAUGGCAUGUUCGCGGCGACGGGCGGCUCAGAGACCGACCCUGACAAUAUAGAAAAGCAACAUCUUUCACCCGUGCUUGAGCGCGGGGCUUUUAUUUAUAGAUCCGCUCUGGAUGUAACCGUCGCGACUAAGGUGAAUGCGAGUGGAGCAGGUGAUGCGUUUAUUGGAGGAGUUAUCGCCGAGCUGGUGGACACCAGAGGCAGCCGUGGUAUACGUCGAGUCGCCGAUGCGGGCCUGGUUGGGGCGCUGUAUUGCAUCGAUUCCUCCUUUGCCAAAGCGAACCCAAGUCCGACCAUCGCGAGUCUGCUAGAGAAGGCAGAUGGAUUGUCGCGGAUACCUCCAAGGGCUGGCUUGCGUCCGCCGGGUGCAGACUGA
Messenger RNA from Chondrus crispus (carragheen), 1122 nucleotides. RefSeq lists its product as hypothetical. The coding region runs from base 1 to 1122 and encodes 373 amino acids. The record is from RefSeq and is a predicted model, not a curated record. NCBI's taxonomy places the organism in Eukaryota, Rhodophyta, Florideophyceae, Gigartinales, Gigartinaceae. The transcript has a single exon.